This is a messenger RNA of Salvia miltiorrhiza (redroot sage), 981 nucleotides long. RefSeq names its product probable glutathione S-transferase. Gene Ontology annotation, cellular component: cytoplasm. The record is from RefSeq and is a predicted model, not a curated record. Lineage: Eukaryota; Viridiplantae; Streptophyta; Magnoliopsida; Lamiales; Lamiaceae. Gene Ontology annotation, biological process: glutathione metabolic process. The coding region runs from base 195 to 860 and encodes 221 amino acids. Gene Ontology annotation, molecular function: glutathione transferase activity. The transcript is spliced from 2 exons.
GUGGUUGCCCAUUUUCAGCCGCUCAUUGUGGGCGCCACAAGUCACUCACGUAAUACGAACAAAGAAAAUAAUGUUCUUGGUUAAACAAAGAAACAAAAUUCCUACUUUACAAAGAAGUUUGAAUUUACUCUAUAAGAAGAGACCUCAACCGAAACCAACAUCCACGAGAAGAAAAAAGCAAAUACACACACAAAAUGAGUGAAGUGAAACUGUUUGGAACUUGGUUUAGCCCCUUUGUGAAGAGAGUGGAAAUGGGGCUUGAUUUAAAAGGUAUCAAAUACGAGUUCAUUGAAGUAAAUCUCAAAGACAAAUCAUCUUCUGAUCUUCAACUCUACAAUCCAAUUCACAAAAAAGUGCCGGUUUUAUUGCACAAUGGCAAAGCCAUUGCUGAAUCCAUGGUCAUUCUUGAAUACAUCGAUGAGGUGUGGUCUGAGGGUCCAUCCAUUCUGCCCAAAAAUCCUUACGACCGAGCCAUGGCGCGUUUCUGGGCCAACUUCAUCACCGACAAGUGCCAACCUCCAUCGUGGAAGGCUUGUUGGAGUGGCGGAAUGGAACGAGAGGCAGCGAAGGAGGAAGCGGAAAACGGAUUAAAGAUUUUAGAAAAUGAAAUAAAGGGAAAGAAAUUCUUCGGAGGUGAUAAUAUUGGAGUAGUGGAUAUUGUUGGCAAUUAUAUUGCCUUUUGGCUCCGGAUUUUGCAACGAGAGGCGGGAAUCCAAAUUUUGACUGAAGAAAAAUUUCCAAAUUUGUGUAAAUGGGCUGAUGAAUUUUGUAAUCACAGCUUUGCUAAGAAACAUGUGCCCAAUAAGGAGGAAAUGGCUGCUGAGUUCAAGAUUGGUUUAGCAAAUGGCAAGCUCUAUUGAGUUUAUCAUCUAUUUAUGAUAUAGUGGUGUGUAGUGGAAAUAAUUGACAAUAAGUACUACUUGAUCAUCAAAUUUGUUACUAUGAAGUUUUUGGAAAUAAAGAAAUGAUUUCUUCAGUCUA